CGACAUCAUGCCCUCCUCACUAUUGACCCUCUCAGUAUUCCUCCUCGGCACAAGUCAGAGCGCAGACUACACUAUCCGUCCACUUGCGAAGCUAGGAUUGCCCCCUUAGCUGCACUCUCCGCUACACCACCUCCGACCGAACAUCUCAGCAGCAACCCCCUCCGAUUAUCCACGAAACCACCAGGUUGCGCCUCCUUCCACACACGCGCAAGAGAUCAGGGCGGCGAUACAUCGAGACUUUAGGCUGGGCGAGCAUCCACCCAGCCAGCGCCGAGUGGCGCGUGCAAGAGAAUGAGCGACCUAGACAAAGCAAUCGCGCAGUUAAGAGCAUGCCGCCCGAUACCUGAGAACCAAGUGCGAGAGUUGUGCUACAAGGCGCGCGAGCUGUUGAUUGAAGAGGGGAAUGUGGUCACCGUGGAUGCGCCGGUUACGAUAUGCGGCGACAUUCAUGGCCAAUUUCAUGACUUGAUGGAGUUAUUUCGCGUGGGUGGUGAUGUCCCAGACACGAAUUAUCUUUUCAUGGGCGACUUUGUCGAUCGCGGCUUCUAUUCCCUCGAAUCAUUUCUUCUCCUCCUCUGCCUCAAAGUCCGCUACCCGGACCGAAUCACGCUGAUCCGCGGCAAUCACGAAUCAAGACAAAUCACAAUGGUCUACGGCUUUUACGACGAAUGCCUACGCAAAUACGGCAGCGCCAACGUAUGGCGGUACUGCUGCGAAGUCUUCGACCACCUCGCCCUCGGCGCGCUCGUCAUCGGCGCCACCACCGACCUCGCCCCCUCCGACGCCCCCUUCUCCGACCCCGCCUCGCAAUCCACCCUUCCCUCCGAAGAGCUGGAAAUCGAAAUUCUCAACUCUGCAGGCCAGAUCCUCAACCGCUUCACCCGCGCCACGCCCAACAGCUCUCAAGACCUCUCGCAACUCUCUCAGAAUCCUUCAUCUCCGUCCCAAGCUCCCUCCCGGACCGGCGCACCAGGCACAGGCGCCGCCUCCAGCACAAAUAACAGCACCAACACCGGCGCAGUCCUCUGCGUGCACGGCGGCUUAAGUCCGCUCAUCGACAAAAUCGACAAAAUCCGCCUCCUAGACCGCAAACAAGAAGUGCCGCACGACGGCGCAAUGUGCGACCUCCUGUGGUCAGACCCAGAUGACAUAGAUGGCUGGGGUCUCUCCCCACGAGGCGCUGGCUUCCUCUUCGGCGCCGAUAUCGUCAAGUGCUUCAACCACCGCAACGACCUCAGCCUCAUCUGCCGCGCGCAUCAGCUGGUGAUGGAGGGCUUCAAGGAGAUGUUCGACAGCACCAUCGUGACGGUGUGGUCCGCGCCAAACUACUGCUAUCGCUGCGGAAAUGUGGCGGCCAUUCUCGAACUGGGGGAAGACGGGUCGAAUGCGGGGUAUGCGGCGCGGUCGAACGGGGAUGCGAAUAGAUCGCGUGGAGGCCCGUUGGCGGAGCAGAGGCGGGAGCUGCAUAUGGGGCCUGGGAGGCGGUAUCGGGUUUUUGAUGCCGCGCCGCAGGAUAGUCGGGGGAUGCCGGCGAAGAAGCCGGUGGCGGAUUACUUUUUGUGAGAGAAGGGAAAAGAGAGUUGGAUGAGAUG
Messenger RNA from Neohortaea acidophila, 1592 nucleotides. RefSeq names its product Metallo-dependent phosphatase-like protein. The transcript is spliced from 4 exons. Gene Ontology annotation, molecular function: protein serine/threonine phosphatase activity. NCBI's taxonomy places the organism in Eukaryota, Fungi, Ascomycota, Dothideomycetes, Mycosphaerellales, Teratosphaeriaceae. The record is from RefSeq and is a predicted model, not a curated record. Bases 292 to 1563 code for a protein of 423 amino acids. Gene Ontology annotation, cellular component: nucleus; cytoplasm. Gene Ontology annotation, biological process: peptidyl-serine dephosphorylation; double-strand break repair via homologous recombination.